Pundamilia nyererei is the source of this 2738-nucleotide messenger RNA. RefSeq names its product PQ-loop repeat-containing protein 1. Lineage: Eukaryota; Metazoa; Chordata; Actinopteri; Cichliformes; Cichlidae. The record is from RefSeq and is a predicted model, not a curated record. Gene Ontology annotation, biological process: phospholipid translocation; retrograde transport, endosome to Golgi. Gene Ontology annotation, cellular component: trans-Golgi network; endosome. The coding region runs from base 384 to 1118 and encodes 244 amino acids. The transcript has 5 exons.
UUCAGAUAUUUGUUCAGUGCAGUAGUCUGCCUCAUUUAGGCGUCCGGGUCAUAGAAACAUGCACACAAAAGCCUUUGUUAAAUCUGUAUUAACUAAAACAAAAGAUAGAAGUCGAUGUAUCCGUGCGAGUGCGUGUGCGCCUGCCUGCGAGUGCGUGUGCGCCUGCCUGCGCGCGCACGUUUCUCCUCAUCUGAACGAGUUGGAUUUGAAAGUUGGAGCUGCCGGGAGCCCGGUGUGUUUUGACGCCGAAGAAUUCGUGUGCGGGUUUUGUUUAUGUUACAAACGGGCGGAAAGUGAAUGACGAGGCUUGUGGCCUGCUGUCUGUCAGAUCUCCUACUGCUACUCAUCCACCUCCUGAACACUCGUAAUAUUCCCUUGCUGUGAUGGAUGCCGAGGUGGUUCUCCAGGAGGAGGACAUGGUGGGCUCGUGGACGCUGCUCUCCUGGCUGGCAUCAUUCGUAAUGGUGUUUGGGGGAGCCCUGCCUUAUGUGCCGCAAUAUCAGGAGAUCCAGAAAAGCAGCAACACUGAGGGAUUCUCCACCAGAGUCUGUCUGGUGCUGCUCAUAGCUAACAUCUUGCGUAUAUUUUUCUGGAUAGGGAAGCAGUUUGAGCUGACCCUGCUGCUUCAGAGUGUGGUCAUGAUUCUCACCAUGUUUGCCAUGCUCCACCUUUGUUGCACUGUGCAAAACACCAACAGAGUAAGCACCAAGCAGCAUCGCCUUUCAGACCUGAACUUGCAUUACUUCUGGAAGUGGAGCGCCUUUGAGGACUACCUCCUCUUCUGCUUCGGCUUCACCGUCGUGUGUGCAGUCAUCACCCUGCUGCUGCUGGACUCUGUGGUGUUUGUGGAGACUUUGGGUUCGCUGGCCGUGAUGUUCGAGGCCAUGCUGGGCAUCCCGCAGCUGCUGCAGAAUUUCCAUAAUCGCUCCACAAAAGGCAUGAGUGUGAAAAUGGUGCUGCUGUGGACAGCUGGUGACGUCUUCAAGACCACCUAUUUUGUGAUGAAUGAAAGCCCGGCGCAGUUCUGGGUGUGCGGUUCAGUCCAGAUCCUGAUUGAUGUCGCCAUCCUCCUCCAGGUCCUGUUUUACAGCCAAGACAUAAGAGCCAAGCUGGGCUGAGCAUGGCUGUUACAGUGGCUAACACAAAAGCCCGAGUGUUUGAGUAAGUUUCGAGGACUCUGAUGACUUCACGCCCUUUACAACAUGCUGCAGUGUUGAUAACGUUUAAUGUUUAGUGCCAGAGUAAGGACAAAUCAAAGUCAAAUAGUGUGUUUGUUUUGUUUUUCUUUGGUGUGUUUGUUCACUUCUUUUACUGUUCAUACUAUCCUAGUGUCAAAGAGACCCAACCGAGUGACCUGUAAACGCCGUAAAGCCAAAAUUCAUGCAUUAGCAUCUUUAAUCAUGCCCUAGCACCUAAAUGCAUUUGCCUGUACAUUUGUCCUUAUUUUGCUACGUGUCUCCUGAAGUGUAGUGGGCAUGGAAAUUGUAAGGAGGAUGCAUUACUCAUAUUGGCAGCUCACUAACGACAAAUAUGCGCUUCUGUAACAACCGUAACAACCAGUCCUGCACUGGUAGGCCUCCACUGGACCCUGCUGCCUGACUGAUGGCUCUCCCACUUCACACUCCUCACUUCACUGGACUGUUUCUCAUGAUACAUAAUAUGUGGGCUUGUCUGUGCCUUUGCAUGUGUGCGAGGUUGUCGUUCUCUCUGGUGUGUUAGUACAGCUAAAAUUGAUUUUCGCCAUUGGCAUCGAGAGCCAAGCCAAAGCUUCAGAAUGUACAUGGAGUAAUCUACACAGGCCAUCAAUCUGUGUGUUGUGUAUGGUGGUUUGAUUGACGUGCAGUACAUGUCUCCACACAGUAUACAUAGAAAUAUGAAAAAUGUGGGCAGUGAUGGUUUGCACUUUUCCUCAGCUGCAAAAUGUGUUACGGGCAUCGGAAACACAGCAGACUUCAGGGCAACUAAACUUCUCGAGGGGACAGUGUUACUGAAUCUUUGUGCGAUUGCAAUUUCUGCCAGUGUAUUUAGGUUAAGCUGUUUUUUGCUCAUCUUUUCCUCAUUCAAAAGGAGGAAAGAUUUUAUAUAUAUAUAUAUAUAUUUACCUUGGUUAUUGACUAGAUGGUGUCCACACCCAGUAAAUAAUAAGUGUGCUGCUAACAGAUAUUUAAAAAAGGUCAAUUGUUCGUGUUCAGUUUUCUUAAACUUCAUCAUUAAGUCAAAUCCCUUCAUUAUCAAGCCCAUCGUUAAAAUCAAAGGUGAUUUUAUUUUCAGCAACAGGAAAUAACUUUUCUUUUAACAAUCAUUUCCUUUUCUGAUUGGCUCAUUAAUACACUCGCUGUGAUUUUAAUAGGUCACUCAGUCUAACUGCAGGUGGCUGAUUCUUCGCUUUAGUCCAAGAGGUGAAGUGGUGCAAAAAUUAUUAUUUUUUCUUCCGGUCUCGUUGUUCCAGAUCAAUUAUGUGUCUUUCAAAUUUUGUUUCCUCAUUUUAAAACAUAAUCAGGCUUAUAUGCACUGAUUUACCUGUAAAACACUUAAAAAUAGCUCAUUAAAAUCGUGUCUAAGAUACUAACUGAGGGUCUAAAACUGAAGUUAGCCGAUGCACUGAAAACAGGCGGAUGCUGUGAAAAGAACCGAAAAUGCUUCCAGCUCAUCAUUUCCACAGUCUGAAUGACAUUUAAGCGAAACCAUAGAAAUCAAAAUCAAAAACAAAGACCCCUUUCAGACAGCUUAAUAUUUCA